Chrysemys picta bellii (western painted turtle) is the source of this 10549-nucleotide messenger RNA. The record is from RefSeq and is a predicted model, not a curated record. NCBI's taxonomy places the organism in Eukaryota, Metazoa, Chordata, Testudines, Emydidae.
ACUCCUUAUCUGAGGGGGACUUUUCUGAAAGAGAAGGAAACCACUUGGGCCUCCAGGACAGGAAGGGUUGAUGUAAACUAACUGCAGGUGAGACAGAAAUAGGUGCCCUGCUGGCUAAGGAAGGAGAAAAGUAGCUCGAAGGACAGCUGGAACCUCAGCUCCCCAGUGCUGCCUCAUCAUUCUAGUAUGUACUUUCGGUGGCUGUAAAACUUCUAACAGCAGGAGGAGUGUGGACUUGACUCUAACCACAGGGAGACUGCAACGGGAUGAGAUGAUUGACUACCUUGGAGCAAAGGGUUCUGGGUUGAAAUGAACCUCUUAAGAGUGACAGUUGUCUCAGGUAGUGGAGGAGCAAGUUAAUACAUGUGCUUUAUCCAAAUACACCUCUACCUCAAUAUAACGUGGCCUGAUAUAACACGAAUUCGGAUAUAACGCGGUAAAGCAGCGGGGACGGUGGAUCAAAGCAAGUUCAAUAUAACGCGGUUUCACCUAUAACGCGGUAAGAUUUUUUGGCUCCCGAGGACAGCGUUAUAUCGAGGUAGCGGUGUAGUCUGUAUGCAGAGCCUUGCGUUCCUCCACCUACAAUUCUAACUGAGAUCUGCCGAUCGCUUGCUGAGAGCGUUUGGAGAGAGAAUGUUUAUGGUCCAACAUGUAUUGGGCUAGCAGUAGGCUGGGAGUGGGGAGCCAGGAGGGGAACAGCAGGGGUUAUACUUUUAAGGUCAGGAUUUAAUAGCAUUGGGCAGGGCUAUGUAGGAGGAAGCUUGUGUGACUUCUGUCCAUGCUACGUUUGGCUCCAGCCGGAGCAAUAACUUCCUCCGUUCCCCGGUCAACUAAGUUGCCAAACUUCAGAGACUAGAUUUUAGAGGCACUGGGGCAGUUACUAAACUGAGGUCGCUGCUUGCUGGAUUUCUUACAAUAGCGGGUCUUAAAGCUUGACAUCCAAGAUCUCUUUAGAUAACAGCAGGGUGGAAGAUGCCACGCUCUGCUGUCUCUGUUUCGUGUGUUCUUCACGUGCAAGCUCUUCUCAGACGUAUUGCAUGAGGCUCACUAGGUAAGACUGUGUCUAUACCUCUCUUCUCCUUCCUUUCCUCUUCCUCCCGCCAGAGCCCCCAGCCCGAAAAAGCAAAUGUGGCAUGUUUCCAGAGAACCCUUAGUUGCUGUGCUGCAGUGGCUAUGGAGAGCAGUUGGAAUGUUCAGAAGGAGAAUGAAGAGUUGAAGAUGACAUGUCUGAGCCUGAGUGAAGAGGACAGUGGACUUGUCAUAGUGGCACAGAAAUGUUUUGGGGCAGGGUGACUACCGGGAGCACAGUUGCUCGCUGGGGAGAGGAGGCAGAGUUGGAGCCAGGAGGUUACCGUGGGGGAGAGGAGGAGGCAGGAACAGAGCGCACACAGCUGCUGGUGAGCGUCCUGAAGGGAAUGCUGGGAAGUGGCUGGACAGGAGGGAGGGGAGCUGGAAGAGCUCGGUGCCCUGAAAACCCAGGGGGUUACGCUCGGUAGAAAUUCCCUAGUGUUGUUCAGGAUACCUUCCACCCUUGUCUCAUCUUUCUGGUACUAGGGCAGCAAACUGUCCUCCUGUCUGGCCUGCUGUGCCCCCGUGUGUUGUAUCUGACUCUGUUGCCGUGUCCCUGCUGGCUUUUGUCUGUUCUCCCUCUGUCCUUUUAUUAUUUGCAUUAGAGUAAUGCCUAGAGAUCCCUAGUCAAGUCAGGUGCCCCCAAAGAGCUUCCAAUCUAAACAGACGAGUCAGAGGAGGGUAUGAUCCCUGCUUUCCAGAUAGGGAACCGAGGCUCGGAUUUUGGGCAAGUCAUAUGACUGUGUUGCAGAGCCAGAAACAUGAACCCAGGACUCCUGAGUCCCCGUCCAGUGGUGUAACCCCAAGGCCAGGCAUCCAUCCAUCUUUCCAUCCCUUGUUGUGUGUCCUAGCUCUCUCUGGGCCUUGCUUUCUGUUCUCACUCCUUGCUGCUUCUCUCAACCAAUUCCCUCCGCUGCCUCCACCUCUUUUCCCCAUUCUGUUCUCUCCCUCUCUGCAGUGUUGUCUCCCUGACCAGCCCACAAGCUAUAGGAAAUACUUGAGGGCCUGUUGUCCAGGGAGAAUGGCUGUUUGCUCUGGGCCCAAACCUGCUUUCACCGCAGUCUCUCAAUUGCUGCAGUCGGAGCAGAAGCAGGCCCCUUGUGCCCAGGGGAGUGACUCCGAGCCGCAUGGUGCCGCACACUUCCAUGCACGUAUAUUGCAUAUCUCCGAGGCUGUGAUGCUUGCUGGUUCUACUUGUGGUUUGUUACUUAAAGGUGAAUUGUGACACUCCUGCGGUAGGAAUGGAAACAGAGCCUGGAUCAGCCCAGCAGUAAUUAAAGCAUAUUUCUCUCUUUGUGUUUCCGCAAAUUAACGACCGGUUUCCAGCCAGUUGCUAAUACUGCCUGUGGGGCUGCCACCAUUGGUCACCCCAGUAGCAGACUUGUCUCUUGGUUUGCCGGAUGUUUUCAGCCCAAGUGGAACUGCUGCUCAGAGGGCUGGCCCAGCAGCAGUGAACCUAGAUGCUGGGUGGAUUUCCAUGUCUACUCUCCUAAUCCUUCUGCAAACCUCUAAAGCUUCCUUGUUCCAUUUACAGGCUUUGAACGUUUGCCAUCUUAAGACACAGUAACCUCAUGCUUGGGAGGAAUAGUGCCUGGGCCUGCAGUCAGCAUGGCAUCUGGAGAGACUCCAGGCUUCAUCUUGGAACUAAGCAUCUGAUUGCUUCUUGACUUGCCCCCAGGAGAAAGAGGCCUUCCUUUUAAAUGCUAACCUAUCGGUUCUGUAGGGCACCCAGUUGCUAGAGCACUGAGAGUAGAAAGGCUCCUGAAAGCCUCUCCAUUGUUUUCUCUUCUCAGAUCUUAUUAGGGUGGCCAGAUGUCCUGAUUUUAUAGGGACAGUCCCAAUUUGGGGGUCUUUUUCUUAUAUUGGCUCCUAUUACCCCUCACCUCCUGUCCUGAUUUUUCACAUUUGCUGUCUGGUCAGCCUAGAUCUUAUCCAGGAAGCAGUUUAAACCCUUAGUCCAACUUGAUCAGCCUGAUUUCAUGGGGCGGGGGGAGGGGCAAGUCCUGAACCCUGGGUAAAGAUUCCUGGAGCUGGCCCUGGCAGUGGGGGUUGGGACCUGCUUGUUGUCAACACGGAUCUCAAAAUACCAAGAUGAACUAGAUGAAAGACGGUUGGGAACUUUGCUGGAUGUGUGUGGGGCACUUGUUCCCCCGCAGCCAAUCAGUGUCUCUUCACUGGGAGUCCUUUGGGUGCCUGUCAGUCCUGAGUGUAUCCACUCCCUGGUGGGCCUGUACAGGACCCUCCAUUCUGAGCACCUGUCAACAGCCUUCCGUAAAGGUGACCUGCAAGUAGAUGGAGAGCUCCGGGGCUGUGUGCUGCCAGCUUGCACGGCUGAUUGCUCUGCGUACCCGGCCUGUUUGGGAGAAGCGGUACAGACGUCCGUGUCAUCUGGUGUUAAGUAUCUGGGCAGGUCACCUCCGAGUGAUCUGUCCCCGCAGGAAUUGCUGGGUGCAUCCCGGGUGGGUGUGUCUAGCUUCGGGGAGGAGUGCGGGACUUAUAUUGACCCCUCCACAGGCCUAGGCUCUCCGGUUAUUCUGGAGGCUCCAUUGAGGCAUGCCGACACUGUGACUGCUGGGCGGGCUGGUGAGGUGGCGCCCUAUAAUAGCCUGCCAGGGUGAGCCUCCCCUGGCAAUAGCACCGGGAGCUGGUCCUGUGACCAUGGCUGAACCAAAGAAACCCCAGGCCGGGAGCAUAGAGUUAGCCGCAGUUCCUGAUGUGACUGUUUCCACAGCCACUAUGUCCACCAGGAGGCUGCGCAGCGAGGACUACAACGACUACAGCUCCACAGAGGCUACGCCUGACGGGAGCCCCCCCGAAGGCAUAAACAGCUUUGCCUCUCCUUCAUCCUACCAGCGGUUCGGGGAGAGCAACGGGACAACAUGGUUUCAAACCUUGAUCCACCUGGUGAAAGGGAAUAUUGGCACUGGCCUGCUGGGACUGCCCCUGGCUGUGAAAAACGCUGGCAUCGUGCUGGGCCCGCUCAGUUUGCUGGUGAUGGGAAUCGCCGCAGUGCAUUGUAUGGGCAUCCUGGUUAAAUGCGCUCACCACUUCUGCAACAAAUAUCAAAGGCCUUUUGUGGACUAUGGAGAUGCUGUGAUGUACGGGCUGGAAGCCAGCCCUAGCGCUUGGCUUCGGACCCAUGCCAUCUGGGGAAGGUACGUAGUGGGAUUUUUCUUGAUUCUCACCCAGCUGGGGUUCUGCUGUGUGUAUUUCGUAUUUCUGGCUGACAAUCUGAAACAGGUGAUCUCUGCAGCAAAUGGCACCACCAAUGACUGCCAUUCCAACAAAACCACGGUGCUGACUCCCACCAUGGACUCCCGGUUGUUCAUCCUCUCCUUGCUGCCGUUCCUGGUGCUGCUCGUGUACAUACAGAAUCUCAAGUUCCUGUCCGUCUUCUCCAUGCUGGCCAACCUCGCCAUGCUGAGCAGUCUCAUCAUGAUAAAUUGGUAUAUCCUCACGGGCCUUCCGGAUCCCAGCAACCUGCCUCUCGUAGCGGGCUGGAAGACCUACCCUCUGUUUUUUGGCACGGCUAUCUUUGCUUUCGAAGGUAUCGGCGUGGUGCUCCCCCUGGAAAAUAAAAUGAAGAAUCCCCGGCACUUCCCGAUGAUCCUGUAUGUGGGAAUGGCCAUAGUCACCAUCUUGUACAUCAGCCUGGGGACCUUGGGAUACCUGCGAUUUGGAGCCAGCAUCCAGGCCAGCAUUACUCUCAACCUGCCCGACUGCUGGCUGUACCAGUCUGUCAAGCUGCUCUACUCCAUUGGGAUCUUCUUCACCUACGCGCUGCAGUUCUACGUCCCUGCGGAAAUCAUUGUGCCCGGGGCUGUUUCCCAGGUGCCGGAGCGCUGGGCGCUGUGGGUCAACCUGCUCCUCAGGACGUGCCUCGUCUGCGUGACAUGCCUCCUGGCAAUCCUGAUCCCCCGCCUGGACAUCGUCAUCUCUCUGGUGGGCUCCGUGAGCAGCAGUGCUCUCGCCCUCGUCAUCCCUCCCCUGCUGGAGAUCACCACCUAUUACUCCGACGGCCUCCACCCUGUCACCAUCGCCAAAGACAUCCUGAUCAGCGUCCUGGGCUUUGCGGGGUUUGUGGUGGGCACCUAUGAGUCCCUUUGGGCUCUGGCCACCCCCCCCAUUUCCAACACCACCAAUGCCUUGGUACAGUGACCCCUUUUCCUUCUCCCGCUCCACCACAGCAACGCCGUACAGCCUCUUGGCAGCUCACGGGGUUUUCAUCAGGGUCAUGACAGCGAAUCUCCCUUCCUUCUCUUUAAAGGCAUUUGUCCAGGAGAAGUGAGGGUCAGUGCACAACCAGAAAAGACAGGACCCUGAUUCCCUUUCCCUCUCCUCAUAGCGUGCGGUUCCCACUUCGGGGGUCUCAUUGCUUGGGUCUGGGAGCCCUGCAGAGAUGACUUGCGGCCCCUGGUUGGGAUGGAGUGCCUUCCUUCGCUCCACCGGGAUCCUUCUGGCAGAUUAAGAUGACAUACCUACAGGUGCCAAGGUACUGCAGUUUGAAGUGGACAUGCUCUAGACUAUAGAGUACCAAGGGGAGGGAAGAAACCUUUGGGCUCGUUCAGGGAUCUAGAUGACUGCUUCACAAGCAAGGGUACCUCUACCCUUCCCAAACUCCCCUCUGCCCAGAAAAAGAGAAUCUCCGAGUCUUUUCUGGUGCCAAUUCUUUUUUUUUUCAGCACUUUAAUUCAUGGCACCACAGCAAUUCCAGCCAGUGAGUGACACAUUAGAGCCCUCAUCCCUAAGAGCUGUAAAACCUGGAAAAUUACAGUGACAGCAAGGGGAAAAGGGAGCAGGAAACUGCACAAGGAGAGAGAAUCUCUUGUAUGCGCUGUCCUGGCAGGCUGACCGUCGCAGCCCGGUCUAACACUCACUGUGGGUAAGCCGGGCCUCGGUGGGUAGAGCACUCUCUAGCUUGAGGGGCCAAACACAUGAGCAUUAGAUGGCAACGUUUAUUGGAAGCCACAUUACAAACCCGUCUGUCAGGGCCUUUUUCAGCCUAGAUCCCCCUACCACACCCCAUCUCCGGCUCCGUCCAUUGUAGGUAGUGUGGGAUAAGGCAAGUCUGUGUGUUUGGGUUUCAGAGAGGAAUUGGGGGAUUGUGCUAAAUCCCUGGUUUAAGUUUAGUUGUGAUUUCCCCCCCCUCCCCCCAUCGUAGACUCUGUAUAAGGGAUACGGGGUUAUCGAAAGCAUUAGGAACAAGGUACCCACGGAACAGGCUGGGAGGGUGUCUGGGGGCUCCAAGGUACUUAACUGCUGAGGCAGUUAUUUUAUUCUUGAACUAGGAGCCCACUUUCCUUUACACCUUUUCUUUUAUAUAAAAAAAAAAAGGCGGCACGGGACAGGGAUGUCCCCUUGCCGGUACUUCUUUAAGCUCACUCCUCCUCCCCCUGGAACGCACCCCGCCUACAAGGGAUGUCUUGUGUUUACACCCACCAUAGCUACGCCCCUACCUCACUGUUUGUUCUAAAUCACUGAUCGCGCAAAUGCUGAAUCAUGACGCCGAGAACCGAAGGCACAUUGUUAUAAUGAACCUGCGUUCCUCUUCUCUUCCCCUGCUGGAUCUAUCCUUUGUUCUCCAGCUAGUUAAGUGGGGGUCCCACUACUUGCUAGGUAGGAAGAAGCGUUAUCUGUUUUACCCACUUGGUUUGAUUAGCGAGGGAAGGGAGCUGUCUCUUUCGUGUUCCUCUUUCAUUCAUUUCCCUUUACUUCACACUGGAUCUCUAGACAGCGAUAAGCUGUUUAAAGCUUUGUCAUGGUCAUGCUUCGGUAAGGAGUGGCUUGACACGACACCAUAGCUCUCAUUCAUGUGGCUUGUAACAGUUUGUCAAUGACCAAAGGACUAGAGUAAGCGAUCUUGGACCUGGAUGCAGGGUUUGAUUUUUAAAAAUCUCUUCCUUCUGGUUAGCGUAAGAGGAAGGCAUCACUCAACGUCUGAAUGAAAGCACUAAUGAAGGGAGUGUUCGUAAAGUGACGGCUGGAAAUCAAAUAGCGUCCCAGUAUAUGCUUCAGCACACAGACCCAUCCAGGACUACUUUGUAGUGAUUGUUUUUUGUAAUUUAGUUUUUUACAUCGAUUUUUAAAGGCGCUGCCAAGACCCCAGCAGGAUGGUUUGUUAAUCUCAUGUCUAAAAGUAAGCCCAGUCUGAAAGGGCAUUGGGCUGAACUAGGAUGGGGCAGGUAGGGCCAAUGUAUAUUCAUCUUGAAAUAGAAGCUUGGAAGCCAAACUUGCAGCAGGUGAUCGACAGAGGUUUGUUCCCAAAGCCCUGUGCUGUAAUAUGAAUGGUCUGAAGGGAGGGUUGAUGCUGUCUCUAAACCAUCCAAAACCUCUGAGCUCUUGGACGAGUGUAGCAAUGGAAAGAUCAGUCUGUACAAUGCCUGGAGCAUUUCAUUUCAUUAGAACGGGAGCAGGGUUUGAUUUCCCCUUGGCUGCAAAGUGGCUGACUUAGGUAACUAGCAGGGCCUAGCCGCUAGCCUCUACAGCCUGGAAAUGGAGUCUGUGUGCUUUUUUUUUUUAAUUGGCAAUUCCAAAACAUGGCUGGCAGGUCCUGCUGCACCCAAGAGGUUGGGUUGUGACUACCUGACCCCGAGGGCUUUACUGGAAGGUGUCAAUUUAUGCUGCGGCAAUACCAAGGAUUGGUUUUAAAGGGUACACUAGUAAAUGGGGUUAUUGUGUUUUUUGCUGUUUCUUCAAAAGCUGCUUGUCUCUCCAGGAGCCCUUAGGGAGAUGUUUAGGAAGCAAUUGUGGACCUACAUUUUCUGUGCUUCUCUCUCCCUGUACAUUCCUAACACAGAUGUUUUCAUUAAAUGGAGAGUUCACUUCCUUAAUCAGCUCCUGUUACUCAGGUUGUUUCCUGAAGCAAACAAACCCUUCACAGAUUAAGUUCAGAUCUCCUUGAAAACAGCCUGACCAAAACAAUGCAUAUUGGCACCUCUCCAACCCCUGGCGUGGGCCAAGCUUCUUUUCCGCUCUCUCUUACCUCUCCUUCAAAGCCUCAAAGUGUGUCCUCCCGGGGGCACACCUUUCCUUUAGAGAUCCUCUCUCCCACCCCGCAGAUACCCUGCUCUCUCUGCAGCCUCAGUGCAGCCAACAGAUUCUAGGAACAGGUCCCAUCUGGUCCGAGAGCCAGCCCUGGUUUCAGCAAGGAACACUGUGAUUGGUUUGAACUGAACUUGAGGAAAUACAGGCAAAUUUGGCAUGCGAGCAUCUUGUUUCUGACACUGGAGAACAGCGGGGCUUACAGUUCUUUGGUGUUUGACCUCUUUUGAGAGAAGACCAAAUGCCAGGAUGAGAAGGUAUCUGGAGAUGAGCUCCAAUACAUAAACUGCCUCCAGGUCCUUCCUAUUGUACGGAGGCUACGUAAGUAGCCUCUUUCCCCGCAAUGCAGCCGCAGUAUAGAAAUUGCAUUUGGUUCAGCACAGGGUGCAUAUGUUGUCGAGACCUCUACACCCGUGUGCCCAAGCCUGGUGUCUUCCUGCAAGAUUGUCAAGCCAGUCAUGUGGUGGUGUAGCUUUUUUUUUUAGUUGCAGGUGGCUAUAUCUUAUGCUCCUUUACACAUUCACUGCCACUCACGUCAUCGGAGUGGCUGCAGCUGCAAAGCAAAACCUGCUCCAUCUGCAGCCUUCCUGCUGAAGGUCAUAGCAAGCCCAGCAGCCAGUGAGGGCUUAUUACUGUUUACUUAGGGGACACUCUUGAGUUGCCAGUUGCUGGAGUGUCCCUUUAAGACCAAGGACCUGACCCUGAUGUCGCUUGCUUUGGUGUAAAGUUCAAGUAACUGCCCUGAGAUCAGUGUGAGCGAGAUCAGGAUCAGCAGGGCCCCGGUUUCAUGGAACUGCACCGGGGAAUAGAGCCUGACGUGCACACUACAUAUGGCAAGAGUGCAAUGGAAAAGAUCAUUGUAUAUAGAACUUACUCUGGUGUCUGAUUUCAUUACUGACACGCAGAAUCAUUGGGCUGCACCUUUUCUACCCAGCAUCGUUGCAUGCUGGAGUCUCGGGGAACGGUUUCUCUUGGCUUCAUGGCUUUGCCUUCUGCUUGAUGGAACGUUGGCAGCAAUUGAUAGCCACUACCUCCUGUUAUCAGCAGGGCUCUCCUUUUCUGCCAGCCAGCCAGCGUAAGGAUUAUUACAUCGAAUGGAACACUAAUGUGGGUGUCGCUCCCCCUGCCACUCCCACCCAUCCACAUAUGCUGCUCUUGGCCUCUAGGCAGUCCUGAUUGAUCACUGAGGGGUGUCUCUUCUCCAUUUCCCCAGGUAGAAGUGGCAGUUCAAGUUAACCUCAGCACUGCAUCAACCCCCCCCCUCACACCAUGUAAAAAUACUAAUGUCAGAAUUAUUGCUAAUGGGACAUGUACUGUUGGGAGCGAUAACUUGUAGUCUGUCCCCUCUUCCCCCACCUCCAUUUAAAAGCUCUUUCUGUUGUCAGCCGAGUUGAUGCAACACUAUACAGCUCCAGGGGUUGGCUCAGUGGGCACUCUUGCACAGAACACAAUAUAGAUUCAAUAUAACUUUGCAGAGCACUUGGAUAACACGGGAUUAUUUGCUCUCUGAAUAUUAGCAGCUCGCUGCUGGCUCAGAAGAGGGGGAAAAUGGUUUUGUUUGUAGUAACUGCCUUGGCCAUAUGAUCAUGUUUCGAGUGAUAUUGUAGAAGUGGCCAUAUCUCCUUUUGGAGCUCCUGGUCGCAUUUGACAUGCAUAUCAUGCUGUCCCUCUUCACUCCCAGUGGGGCUCCAGUUCUGGUGUGGUACCACAUCUCCAAUCAAGGGAAUGAAAAGGGCAUUUCAUGGCAGAGCAGAGGGAAGGAGUGCAUGACAUGCCCAUCUGCAAUGGUAAAGAAACCCGGGACAAAAUUCCACUUUAGAUUUACCCCUGUGUAACCAGAGUAACUCCAUUCACAGUCAAUGGAGUUACGCUGGCUUUACCCCUGAUGAGAGCAGCAUUUGGUCCCUGGUGUUAGAAUGAAUGGUUGACCUGGCAGUUCAAGUAGCUGUGAAUUUAGACUGCAAUCAGUGCUGAAGUCCUCACAUUUGAGGUGCUUGUAGAUUCUUAUGAUCAGGACGUUGUUCACAUUUUUUUUGGACUAGCUUAAAUGUUGGGCCUUUCUGCUAUAUUUAAAUGAAAAUAAAGGGGUGGGGAGCAGGGUGCAUUUACCUGGGGUUACACUUAUCCAUGGAAUGACUGAAUAAUUGUGGAGCGAAGUGUAUUUUGACAUAAGGUAGUCACAGCCAGCAUAGGACUGGAUGAUCAGUGAGACCUACCAUUUGACUUCUACAUUGUCAGCAGGUCAGUGACCAGGAAAAGUGUAUGUGUAACUAUAUCUAAUCUGUUGUGUGUGUUUUUCGUGUCAGCAUGUGUAUAUAUAUAUAUUGCCAGCACACAGUAUGUAUAUCUGCCCAGUGAAAGAACUUAUUUGUAUUUGGUGCUGUACCUGGAUCAUGUAUUCUGUUAUUUUAUUCAAUAAAUAAGGUCUAUUUUUAUUUUA